GGACGCUACUGCUGAUGGAAUAACCACGCUGGUAUGGGACCCAUUCAACCUGAACCCUGACGUUCUGGCUGCCAUAGACAUUGCGGCCCAUGUCAUCCCUGAGGGGCAGUUGCAGCAGCAUGUGGCCCCUCAGAAGUAUGGAUAUCGUGUGAAUUGGGUCCCAGGAUGUCUGCAGCCGGCAAAAGUUGAUGGCAAGGUGACCAUGGCAGUGAAACUGCAGACAGGCCAUUGGCUGCCCUUGGGGUGGAUGCAUGCAGGCAUGGUGGAGCAGUGGCAGUUCCUGGUGGUAGUGGCACGUGUCUCCAUUUUCAAUGCAGAUGUGAAGGACCAUGUGCUGGUUGUGGAGCAUGCAAAGCGGUGCUGGGAGAAGAUAAGGGAGGAGGACUGUCAGAUGGUGUGCAUGGGUUACGACUCCAUGCCAGACCAGAGGAUGUGGUCCAUGGUUGAGGGGAGUCCUGGUGGGCAAGGGCAGGGCGAUGGCGAGAACAGGUACAUGGCUCACAUCCGCCGCAGGCAUGGUUGCCCCGCCCUUGUUGGUUGGGUCCCGGCCGUAUGUCGCAUGACAUACGAGCAAGGUGGAGAGAUGAUGAUGAGGUUCAGGGACCCGCUUAGUGUGUCGUUUCUACUGACGUACUCGGAUGGCCUCCUUCGAGACAUUCGGUAUAUGGUGGCCGAGAACACCCGAGGUGGACAUCGGAGGCCGGGACAGACAGAGGAGACGCGCCCGGGACAUCAGGACGGUUUGUCUGCUGAGGUGGAGGGCCCAUGUGGCGGUGAGCGAGUUGCAGGGUGCUCUGCAGCGCAGGGUGACGUGGCCGGGCCCAGCAAGACAGCGAUGUCCCACAGCCCGAGGAAGGUGAAGGCGGUUGUGUCGAGGCCGCGGAGGGGGAAGACGGUUGGUGACAAGCAAAAGAAGAACCCCCAGCCUGUGCCACAGACCGGUAACAAUGCAGAUGCGCCUGCACGGGUCCACAGACGCCGCAGACACCCCGGGAUGGCAGCCUUGACAGAGAUCAGGAAGCUGCAACGAUCCACCGACCUUUGUAUCCCUUUCAGGCCCUUCUUACGCGUCGUCCGCGAGGUGGUGGAGAAGGACAUUACCCCUAAUAAGGGCCUGAGGUUCCAGAUGACAGCUGUGCGUGCUUUGAUGGAGGUUGCGGAGGCUUACCUGGUCGCCAACUUCGAGAACACAAACGAAGUGGCGAUCCACUCGAAGAGGGUGACCAUCCAGGUGAGGGAUAUGAGGCUGGUGGAUAGGUUGACGAAGCCUCGCUGGGUGGAGAAAUAUCAGGGGAUAUUGGACGAGAGGGCUCGAGCUGAGGACAGGCAGCGACGGAUGGAUGCCAGACAGGCUGAGAGGGAAGGCCGGGGAGCAGGCGCGAAGAAGAGAAAGAAGUUUAUGGUGAGUGUGGCGAAGGGAUGGGACAUGCUUGUUGAAGGGGCGAACUACGAGUUGAAGAGGGGUGCUGCAGAAAUACUAGUGCUGUCCAGAAUCAAGGACAUAACACAAACACCGCCCCAGGACUUACAAGAGCUUCCCGUGAUUGUUGCAGACGGUGUGGAAUACGUUCUGCUUGAUCAGCUAUGUGACCUCAUGAACAAGACAGAGGACGACAGGAAUGUCAUUCAUGAGGCCUUGCACGAAGUCACAGAGUACGCCGUGCAGGGUCGAGAUCUCAUUGAUUUUGUGCCAGCGUCAGCAGGACAGGAGAUCAUUAAGGACUUGGUGUAUAUGGACAUGUGUGAGGGUUUCUUCUUAGGGGAACAACAGUUGGCAGAGCGCAGAGACGAUGCAGAGCACAGAGAUGAUGCAGAGGAGGAGGAGGAGGAAGAGUACGAGGGGUCUGACGUGGAGGUGAGCGGCAGCGACGUCAGCAGCGACGAAGUGGACGACGACAAUGAUGUGUACUACGAUCUCAAGACGGCCUGUGGACAAGUAACCAAAGGUUGGGCACAUGCAAUCCUCAGCGAGGACGCGGGGGCGGAGGACGACGCGAAUGGGGCAGCCGGUGAUAACGCAGAGCCGGCAGCGCAACCCGUCGAGCCUUUUGACAGCUCCCGCAGGCUAGCAGCGCUUAUUUUCUCCGCCAGGGGCGCCAGGGGCGGCGUCGGUAUGUCACAUACGGACGUUGAUGCACUCUUGUCACUUCUCAAAGACCCGGGACUCAGCGCGACGGACAUUGCGUAUCGCAACAGUCGAAAAUGCUUCGUAUGGGCGGGCAGUCUAGCAGAGACCGCUGGGUGGAAGGAGUUGGAUCUGCGUAGUGACGACUGGCCUCGAGAAGCGCACGCCGUCUUAUGGUACCGCGAUUGGCGAACUGCAUUCUUAUCGAUAAUGCACGUCGCGUUGCAGAAAUGCGAGACGGUUCAUUCCCUCGAGGUUUCCCCGCCGUCGGAGGACAACAGUGUAUCCGGUCCGCGCAGCGGGGCGCUCAGUUAUCACACGCUGUCAAUCAUUCGAGCGCACAAAGGUGUUGACGAGAAUGGAUAUUCACGAUAUGUAAUCCCUCUCUCACUGUACUCCGACAAGACACACACAGACGGUCGUCAGAAACAAACGGCAUACCCUCUUAUGAUGUCGCUAGCCGACCACGCGUCGGAAGCCACUCUGCUGGCCUAUCUUCCCGUGCUUCAUUAUCGACCCCGUGACAAAGGAUGGGGUCUACAGUCCACCGCAUUCAGGAAGCGAAAGGUCGUCAUCUUCCACAAGGCCCUUUCGACGGUCUUGCAAGCUGCGAAGGAGGCAUCGCACGACGGCAUCACGAUACCGUCGACGCGAUUCGAAGACGUGACUGUCCACCCUUUCCUCCUCAACUAUAUACAGGACUACCCAGAGCGAUGUGCGCUGGCGAAUGUGAAGUUUGGUGUAUGCCCUACAUGCACCGUGUCGAAAACGGACCUCGAUGUCGUGGCCGAUUUCACGGACAGCAGGAGAUCCCAGACGCUGGAAACUCAACUCGCAGCAGCUGUGUUCACGACGGACGACGAUGACGUGCGCCGUGCGGCGGAACGGCGAAUGGCGGAGUUGGACAUGCAUAGGCAUGUUAAACAGAACGACCUUUGGGGGUUCUACAGGGGGCUGAGUGGCGAUGAUCCUCAGCUAGACUACCACCUCGCAUUGCAACCAGACCGUAUGCACACGAUCGAACACGGCAUAUUCCUGCACAUGAUCGACGCAUUCAGGGUGGCAGCCUUUGAGAAGUUGCUGAACACACCGCAAACAGAGAUCCUGAAAGAACUCGAUGCGAGAUUGCAAUGCAUUAGUGAGAGAGGUACGCGAACAUAUCCCCAACUUGUGCUGCCCGUGGCCACAGGCAGCGAUUUUUUUUCUCGAGAGGGAUGCUUCGAGGCGAAGCAAAACCGGUCUUUGAAAGCCGCGGGAAAGAAGGACAAGUUUCGGAAGAAAUCGAGGGCCGAAAAUAAGCAGUCGAAAGAGCAUCGCAGAAGCGGCGCCGGCCCCUCUGCGAAAACGGAGCACAAGCGUAGCCGCAAAUCCGGAUCGAAAGUUACAGUCCCUUCGAGUGCACGGAAGAUUUCAACGCUGAAAGAACGUAACGAGUCGCCCCCCUCGACCCCCGUCCGGGGAAAGCGCGGAAGAGGCGCCAAGAACCGUCCGCCAAGGGCCCCGAAAAAAAGAUCGCGGGAUGAUAGAAGCGCGACUACGCACCGCAGAACAAAGAAGAGAAUAUCCUAUAAAGACGACAGAACAGUGGAGACAAUCGAUAUUAGAGGGUCUGACGACAGGCACAGCGGACCCCAAGUGGAAGAAAAGGAGGAACACGACCGUUCCGCGCCAGAGAAGUCAGAUGGUGCGGAGGACGAGGAGCCAGAAAACGAGGGAGACGACAACGAUUCUUCCCGCAGACAAUCGCAAGACACCGAUGAGAACGACGACAGCGACGGCAAGUCGGCCAGCGAGAGAACCGGCGAAGACCAGAGCGCCGCUUCGGAAAGAGGUGAUUCGCCAUUUCCUUCGAGGACGCUGCGCAGAGAAGGAGAACGGCAGGCGCGCAAUGGCAGCGACACCGAGGAGUGUGUCGGUGACAGACAAAUCGUACAGCACGUCAGCGCCGCCGAAAAAGAGGAUGCGUUUUUCACGGCGGUGCAAGCGACGGUGAAACUGGCAGGGGAGACAGCAGAGGAAGGGCUGCGGUCUCACAUAGCAGAGUGCGGGAUUCGAUCUGUCAUAGGGGAAUGAAACAGAAUAAUGACGACGAUCCGCGGAGAGAUUACAUGGCAGCUGAAACAUUGGUUUUUGGCUGAAAAAGGGAUUCCGCUCGUCGGAUCGCAGCAAACGGACCACCACCUCCUCGCAACAAGAUGCGCACCGAAAUGAAGGAGAACAAGACGU
Chara braunii is the source of this 4351-nucleotide messenger RNA. The record is from the annotation of a GenBank genome assembly. NCBI's taxonomy places the organism in Eukaryota, Viridiplantae, Streptophyta, Charophyceae, Charales, Characeae.